Camellia sinensis is the source of this 1564-nucleotide messenger RNA. The record is from RefSeq and is a predicted model, not a curated record. Lineage: Eukaryota; Viridiplantae; Streptophyta; Magnoliopsida; Ericales; Theaceae.
GAAUUUGAUGAAAAAAGUCACUUUUUCUGUUCCAAUGGUUUCACCAAACUGAUAUUAAAUUGAGAACGGAGCAAAUUUUUCACCAAAUUGAGAAUCUUCGUGAGCCUUCACCAAUUCACUGUGCUGUAACGUUGCAAGUGGGCCCAUCGGUCAACCUACUGGAUGUCCGACCGGUCGACCGGAAACAGGUUCAAACAGUUUAAAUAGGUAGGUUCAAACAAUUCAAAAAGGUUAAAAAAAAAAUAAAAAAAUUUGCCUUACCAGUCGACUGACCGGCCGACCAACCUGUCGACCCACCCGUUGACCCACGGAUGACCCUUCUUUUGAUGCACCGUUGGAGCAACUGAUAUCAGAUUGAGAAAAUGAGCAAUUUUUUACUCAAAUUUGGUGAAAAAAAUACUGAACCGUUGGAGAUGCUAUAACUUACAAAAUUUGACUCAAAACUGAUCUAUUUGGCAAACAAGAUUAAACGACCCGUGCUCGAGUUAGUUUUUUGCCGUAUUUAAAUUUCAUUGAUUGUAUCUAAAAUUGCAAUGGGAUAUGGAUAAUGGCAGGACGCAUCAAAAACUGGAGUUUUGGCAGUGCAAACGCUGAGAAACAACAUAAUGGCAUCCACCCUUUUGGCCUCGACGGCGAUCAUGCUCAGCUCUCUCAUCGCCCUCCUCAUGAGCAACUCAGGCAGCAGUCGGUCCGCAGGCAGUCCAUUAGGUACUACAGUCAUGCCAGCAUACUCAUCAAUGUCCCACUCAAGAAGAUGACUCUCCACGAUCAUCAUCACUGUCAUAGCGGCCAUUUGACACCAGAGUAUGUGGGGAGGACAGUGAACAGGGGAAGCUAUUUCUGGUCAUUGGGUCUCAGAGCAUUCUACUUUUCUUUCCCUCUGUUUCUUUGGAUUUUUGGUCCAAUUCCCAUGUUUAUUAGCUGCCUUGUGCUGGUUUUCCUGCUCUAUUUUCUUGAUGUUACCUUCGAUUUUGGUUGGGUUGCUAGUGCUGCUGAGGACGAUGAUCAUCACCACGGCGAGGAUGAGGAGAACAAUACUGGGUGAUACAGUGGUCAUUGUUGAUUUUGUUUUGGUUUUUGGUUCACUAUCAAGUAGUAACAAUCUAGCUACUUGUACUAGCAGCAUCUAAUAUGGAUUCGAUACAGAGUGAGAGAUAGAGAGCAAUUAAUAUGGAUUCAACUCAAGUUGAAUUGAAUUGAAUUGCUCAACUUAGCUACUUGUACUAGCAUCCUCUGUUUUCUUUUCAAUCUCUAUGUGUCGGACAACUUGAAAUAAUAUUAGAAAUCAUUUUACGGUGGAAAAAUUAUUCACUCUCACAUGCGAUAAUGUUACAAAUAAAUUUGGAUCGUUCAUUUUGUUGGUCUCACAUAAACCUCCCUCAAAUGGAUAACUCAAAUCUGUUUGUAGUAUAACCACGUCAGUGUAAAGUGUAAUGGCAUUCUCAAACCCUCUCUCUAUAUGCAUCUUCUUUUCAUAAUUUAUUUUAGAGUAUCAACACUACAUUUUGGAAGUAUAUUUCAAAUACAAUAUCAAUUUCUAUCAAAACACAAAAUAUUAAAAAUA